Molecule: messenger RNA, 1569 nt
Organism: Epithele typhae
Lineage: Eukaryota; Fungi; Basidiomycota; Agaricomycetes; Polyporales; Epitheliaceae
Product: PQ loop repeat-domain-containing protein
Exons: 7
Coding region: 1-1569 (522 amino acids)
Source: RefSeq, a predicted model, not a curated record
AUGCAGCUCGUUUCGUCCUUCAGCGAGCUCCUCGGCUACACCUCCAUCGCGUGCUGGCUCGGGGCCCAGUUUCCUCAAGUGUUGGAGAACAUACGGAACCAAUCCGUCGAGGGCCUCGCCCUGCCCUUCCUUAUGAAUUGGCUUCUGGGUGACGCGACCAACCUCCUAGGCUGCGUCCUCACUCACCAGCUGCCCUUCCAGACCUACCUAGCCACGUACUUCGUCAUCGUCGACUUUUCCCUCCUCAGCCAAUUUUUCUACUACCAGUCGAAAGCGAAGAAGGAGUCCCGCCCAUACCUCCAUGCACGCGACCGCACCGGCUCUGUAGUCGGUGCACGGCAUUCCAUCGAGCGCAGCGGCCCCGGCGCCCCACACUACCGCGCCCUCUCCAACGUCGCCGCGAACGUCGCCGCCGUCGCCGCGCUCGCCGCGCAGCAAGAGGAGCGUGCCCGAUGGCACCCCCGCUCGCGCUCAUCCGAGCCACAUGCAAGCACGUUCGGCGUCGAGGACGAUGACGAUGACGGCAUCUCCGAAGACGCGCUCGCUCGCCUCGCCGACAGCUUCCACUCCGAAGGCGGCCGCAGUGCGCGCCGGAAGCACGUCGCAUGGGGCCAGGACUCGUUCACCAGCACUGGUAGCGGGCGUGGGCCCAGCGCACGGGGCAGCCGCCAAUCGAGCCGCAUGCCCACGGCUCUCCAGAUGACGAUUCCGCUCGAAGGCUCGGUGGACUCGCUCGCUCGGGGACGGCCGGAAGUCAGGACGACCGAUGCGACGGAGGAGGACGAAGAGUGGCUGAGCGCGAACACCGCGCGGCGCAGCUCCCGGGCGAGUCGGAAGAGCGCAACCAUGGUCUUCAUGGGAGUGUGGGCGCUGUUCGGCGUUGGCGCACUCUCGGGCGGAAGGGGCGUGCUGUCCAAAGCGGUCGGGCAGAGGUCGGGCAAGGUGCUGGCUCGAGCGGAGGUCCCGGUCGUGCUCUCUCGUUCACAGCCCACGUUCGUUUCCGAUGAUCUGUCUGUGGAUCACAUCCUUUCAAAACGACAGGGUGCCGAGGGUGCAAUGGUGGAGUUCGAGACGACGGCAGAGAGUGUCUUCAUGAAGGCAGAGCCGGAGGUCGACUUGGAGUUCCUUAUCGGCCGAAUAUCCGCCUGGGCUUGCACGACGCUCUAUCUCACGUCGCGUUUGCCGCAGAUUUGGAAGAACUACGUCAGGAAAUCAGUCGAGGGCCUCUCCGUAUAUUUAUUCAUCUUCGCAUUCCUCGGCAACUUCUUCUACGUGGCUUCUAUUCUCACAUCUCCCAACAUGCAACUUCCUCAGCCUGAAGCGUCCGCCUUCCUCCGCGAAAGCAUUCCGUAUAUACUGGGAAGUGGGGGGACACUCAUGUUCGAUAUCACCAUCGUCACCCAGUCAUACCUUUACCGCUCUAAACCUGCAAUUCGCGGUCGCCGACAAUCUCACACAUACAACGAAGAAGAAGCUGGACUGCUCAGCGCAGAAGCAACGGGCGCAGAGGACUCUCCUGUUGCCUCUCGACGGAGAGGAGGCAGUGUCAGUCGAGAGUCGGGACACUAG